Messenger RNA from Rattus rattus (black rat), 1452 nucleotides. RefSeq names its product cyclin-D-binding Myb-like transcription factor 1. Gene Ontology annotation, biological process: regulation of transcription by RNA polymerase II. NCBI's taxonomy places the organism in Eukaryota, Metazoa, Chordata, Mammalia, Rodentia, Muridae. The record is from RefSeq and is a predicted model, not a curated record. Gene Ontology annotation, cellular component: nucleus. Gene Ontology annotation, molecular function: DNA-binding transcription factor activity, RNA polymerase II-specific; RNA polymerase II cis-regulatory region sequence-specific DNA binding.
AUGAGCAUAUGUGAAGAGGUUUCUGAGGAACUAGCACAUCAAGUUGUGAAAUCUGUCUUUGUUAUUGAGGACACAGGCAGGAACCUCAUUCCUUGCCUUCAAAAUGAGGCUGAUGAAAGGGAAAAUCAUACUGAACCUCUGUUUAAGAGGCCUUGUUUGUCUCCAGAAGUUGAUUCAACUCCUUGCAUAUCAGCUCUUGCAUUCCCACUACAGGAAAUACAGCAGAGCUUUGAUUUGGUCACAAGCACAGUCACACAAAUGGCAGGUGAAGAGGUUGCUGCAGCAUCUAUGAUGCCAUUCCAGAUUAUACAGAAUGUCAGUCCACAUGAAGUAUUUUCAUUGGCUAAUGUGGAACAGUCAAUAGUUAGCCAAACAUGGUUCACAGGUAAAAUUAAGGAUGCUCUAGCUAAUCAAGGACAUAAAUGGAAGCAGGGGAUGUGGACCAAGGAAGAAACAAAUAUUUUGAUGAGCAACAUUGAACAGUAUAUGAAGGAACAUGGAGUAGAGAAUCCUGCAGAAAUCAUUUUUAAGAUGUCAAAAGGUAAAAGAAAAGAUUUCUACAGGUUUAUCUCAUUUGGUCUGAAUCGACCUUUGUUUUCAAUCUAUAGAAGAGUAAUCCGAAUGUAUGAUGACAGGAACCAUGUGGGUAAGUACAGCCCUGAGGAAAUAGAGAAGCUCAAGGAGCUCUGGCAGAAGCAUGGCAAUGACUGGAUAACAAUAGGGGCCAUGGGAAGAAGUCAAAUCUUCUGUCAAAAGAUGGAUUGGCGAUUAAUGAAGAUAUACUGGCAGGGAAAUGGACGAAGAAGAAGAACAGAUUCUUGGAAUCUGCCGGUUCAUGAGUUGACAGGCACGAGGUGGAUGAGAGAAAGUCCUCAGGGUGUGUGUUGGGCAACAGUGGCUCAACAAGUGGGUACUCGCUCAGCAAAGCAGUGUCGUGCUAAAUGGCUCAAUUAUCUGAACUGGAAACAGACUGGAGGUAUUGAAUGGACAAGGAAAGAUGAAGUCACUCUCAUCCUCAGGCUAGCAGAGCUUGAUGUAGCUGAUGAAAGUGAAAUUCGCUGGGAUGAAUUAGCUAAAGGAUGGGAGAGUGUUCGUUCACCACAAUGGCUGCGAAGUAAAUGGUGGAACAUCAAAAGACAAAUCACAAAUCACAAGGAUUUUGCAUUCCCUGUCCUAGUAAGAUGUCUUCAACAAGAAUAUGAAAGACAAAACGCAAGCCUCAGAUUUUGGAAGAAUAAAUCUGGAUCUGACAUGUCAGACAGCAACCCUGAUAUCAGUGUUCAACAAAUCUCCUUUGGAGUCACAAGUAUAGAAGAUAACAACACAUCUAUCUGUCCAGUCCCCAUGACAGGAUCGCAAAUUACACUCCAACUCCUUCCCAGGUCCUUAACAGACUUACCUGCUGCUGUUGGUGACUCUGAAUCUAUAACCCUGCCCACUGGACCACAGUAG